AAUUUAGUUAUUUACAAGAUCCAACCAGAAAGAUCCGACCCAUACAAUACAAACCCUAAAACCCGACCCAUCUAAACCAAAACGAUGUCGUUUUGUAUCACUCAACAUUCUCUUCUCCAAAAUUUUCAAUCAUCGGGUCUGUCUCUCCUCUUGCGACACUCUCUAUUGCAAAAUCGGAGAUUGAAACCCUAGAGUAUCUAUUUUCGUUCUUCCUUGUUUGUUUUCUAUCUAAAUCGAAAAUCCAUCUUCCUUCUUCCUUGUUGGUUCGUGUCUCAACUAUCUCUUUGUCUCUCUUGUCUGAAACCCUAAAGUCGAGACCGCUUCGUUUCUUCAUCCUCCUUUGUCGAAAUCGAGGCUCCAUCUUUGUUCCUUGUGGUAAGUGAUUAGUUUCCCUUUAUUUGGUUGUUAUUUGGUCGAAUUUGUAUGUAGAUUUGAAAACAAAUUUGGGGAAAACUUUGAAUGUGUCUUAUGUUUAGAUAUUGGUUUUGAAAUUGGAUAAGAACUUGGUAAAUCUAUUGUUUAGGUAUAUAUUACAUAGAAUCUAUUGUUUCCGAUUUGAGUUAUAAAUUGUAUUUAAUUUUUGUUAAUAAAAUUGUAUUGGGGAAACUUAGUUGAUGUUGUGUUGUUGUUUUGCGGUUUGAAUUUAGAGUGAUUGAGUGUUGUAAUGUCUUGUACAGGAAAAUUAUGAAGAAAAAUCAAAAGGUAGUCCCCAAUGAAAGUCGUCGUCAGUCUCUUAGAGUCAGGAAACCGGACUCGGCUGCAAAAAAACCAGAACCGAGAGUUCAGAAGAGCAAGAAAAGCAGUAAGAAGAGUAAGAAGAGUAGGCCAGUGAGAGAGCCAGCGAGAGCACCGAGUGUAGAAUCGCUCUCAGUCUCAGAUGAGUCCGAAAGAGAGGGGUCCGAUAGUGAGGGGUCUGAAAGAGAGGAAAUGCAACCGAAUCAACCCCUUGAGUUCUACUUCAAAAGCAGCGAGUUCCCCCAGAGUUCGAAGAUACAAACUAAGUGCUUCGUGACCAGGACAGUAAAGCUCAUCAGGGAUAAGCCUGAGGCUGCGUGGUUCACAAGCCAUCCUCAGUUUCGACAUUUCUUCCACAUGCCAGACGAAGAUAACCUGAAGCUUCAGGGGAUGUGGAUGUUACUACUGCGCACCAUUUGUACUCCAGAAGAUGAUGUUGCAUGGUUUGCGGUUAAUGGUGUACCCAUCCGCUAUUCUAUGAGGGAGCAUGCCCUCAUCUCUGGGUUAGACUGCGGUGAUUAUCCACCAAACUAUGAGAAGUUGGGAGGUUAUAAGUUUGUGGAUUAUUACUUCCAUGACAGAAAGAAGAUCACCAUCACUGAUGUGAAGCAGAAGAUGUUGUCUAUGCCGCCGUGUCCAGAUAGAUUGAAGAUGACAGUCUUGUUUUUUCUUGGUCGGGUUAUCAGAGGAAAGCCGAAGGAUGCUGGAAAUUUAGACGACUUCAUAUUAAGGAUGAUGGACGAUUUAGAUGCUUGCAGAUCAUUUCCCUGGGGUCGUCUAACGUUUGAGGAUGCAAUAAAGGAGAUUAAGCACGUGAUGAACCAUCUGAAGGGUGAAGUGAAAGAGGCAUGCGCCUUUCCUGGUUUCAUCAUCCCUUUAGAGGUUCUGGCUUUUGAGUGUAUUCCGGAUCUGGGGAAGACGUUUAGAAUCUAUUCAGAGGACGCCAGUGAAGAAUGUCCAAGGAUGUGUAAGAGCCGGUUUACAAAGUCCAGUCUUAGGGGUUAUCCUUUGGAAGACAUAUAUGCUGCUGUUGGAGAAACAAAGGUUAUCAACAGUGUCUUAGUUCCAACUAUUGGUGAGCAAAUUAUGCUGGCUCGUAUCAUUGAUGAGGAGCGAGAGUAUGACCGUCAGGGCAGCCCAAGUGAUACUUGGAACUACUGGUUAAAUGUGAAGCAGAAGAAUAUUUGGUGGGAAGAGCUAUAUGAGUUGGAUCAAGCUGCACGAGGAGUGUUGCCAAAAAAGAAAGACAAAGAGAAGGUGACGUUUGCAGAAGGAUCAUCCUCUAAUUCUGGAUUAGAUUCGAGGUUGCAAGGUAUGGAAGAGAGGAUUUUGGAGUUCAUGGGAGAAAGAUUUGUUGGACUUCACGUCACGGUGGAGACAAUGUUAGAGGCUCAAAGCUCAAGGAUGAGUGUUCUUGAAAAGAACCAGCGGCUUUUGAGAAGAAGGGCUAAGAAAAUAGAAGACAGGCUAACUUCUAUUGAGAGUAAAGUGGAGCCGAGUCAUGGUGAAGACAUGGAUUUUCGACAGUGGGACAAUGAUACAUAUGAAGAGAAGGACAAAGCUUGUUCUGAGAAGGAGAAAGCUAAUGCUGAGCACGAGGCUGGAAAAGAAAAGGAUAACAUCGAGAAUACUGAGGAAGAGGGUGAGAAAGAGAAGGAAAAUAGUGAGGCUGAUGAGGAAGAAGACAAUGAGAGUGAAAGUGAAGAGUUGAAGCAAAUGAAGGAGAGAAGUAGAAGACAAGCUGCUAAAUUGUGGAAGGAAAUUGCGAAUGAGGAAAAGAUUGGAGGGAAACAUGAUGAAGAAGAAAGUGAAGAGAAAGAAGCUGAAACCAGUGAGGAAAAGGAUGAGAACAAUGAUGAGAAAGAUGAAGAAAAAGUGGUGGAAUCUGAGGCUGAAGGAGAAGAUGAUCAAGUAGAGGUUGGAGGGAAAGAGGAUCAAGAAGAAGAAGUUGAAGGGAAGGAGGAUGAAGAAGAAGAAGUUGAAGGGAAAGAGUCUGAAACCAGGGAGAAAGAAAAGGAGAAAAAUGAGACUGAGGAGGUGGAAUCUGAAGCACGGGAGACAGAGAUAGAAAAAGGAACUCCGACACCACCACGUGGGAAUCAGACAGAGAGAACUCCCAAAGAUGAUGACAAUGAGCCUCGGGUUGAGCCUCGGGUUGAGACGAACAGAACCGGUGAAACUCCAACACCACCACAUGGGAGUCAGUCAGAGGGAACUCCCAAAGUUGAUGACACUGAGCCUCGGGUUGAGACAAACAGAACCGGUGAAACUCCAACACCACCACGUGGGAGUCAGUCAGAGGGAACUCCAACACCGCCACGUGGUAGGACUAAGGCAAUGGCUGCGAGGAGACCAAUAAUUAGGCGUAUGGAGGAUGAACCUGGAAAAGGUGAGAAAGUUGUGGAAGAAGAGAAACAAAAGAAAGAGGCUGUGGAAACAGAGGAAAAAAGCAGGGAGAAAGUUGCGGAUGAAGAGAAAAAAAAGGAAGAGGUUGUGAAGGAACAUGCUGAGGAAGUUGUUGAGGAAUACAGUGAGGAAGAAAAGCAAAGGUGGAUCAUGGUCGUUUACAAGGAAGCACCGAGUCCUUGGAUCAUGCAUAGGUGCAAGGAGAAUGUCGUUGUUGCUGCACCUAAGAAGAGUGGCAGACCAAAGAGGAAAUCACAGUGGGUGCAGACUCCUUUCACGGAGGGGAAGAAGCGUAAAACAAAGCCUUAGGCUUUUAUGUAUUUGGGAUGAUAAGUAUUUUGGCUUUUAUGUAUUUGGGAUGUUAAGUAUUUUGGAUGUUUGAAACUUGGUAGUAGAAUGUUUGAACUGCAUAAUUUGGAUGUUUGAAACAGGUAUGGAAAACUAGAUUUACAAGUGUUACUAUGUCCAAAAACGAGUAAGAUAGAUAACUAGAAUUACUAGGUUUCUUACGCCUCAAAAGCACAAAAAA
This is a messenger RNA of Brassica rapa (field mustard), 3670 nucleotides long. RefSeq lists its product as uncharacterized. Lineage: Eukaryota; Viridiplantae; Streptophyta; Magnoliopsida; Brassicales; Brassicaceae. The record is from RefSeq and is a predicted model, not a curated record.